GAUUGGUCAGACGACGACUACUUCCCAAAUGAUUUUAGUAUUAGCCGCCUAUCCCGGAAUGGAAUAGAAAGAACGCGAAGCGCUAGCGCUACAGGGUCGGUUUUUUUGGGGGGAUAGGCUUGUGAAGAAGUAAGCUUAUCCCCGCCCCGACCGGCAGCUGCUAGGUUUCCCCAUCUCUUCUAAACUUCCCCCGGUCUUCGGCCCGAGCUGUAUGAGGCAAAAACUCGUCCCACGUACGGUUCGGAGGCCGAGCCCCACCCCAGCAGUAAGGGUGCGGCUUAGGUCAACUAACACAAAAAAGAUACAGUUCACUCAACGAUUGCCUUUGGGUUCCGAACUCCAUAUGGGGAAGGAGCGUUGUUGUUUGCGAGGUCUUGAUCAUUUACAUGGACCCACUUUUCAUUCCAUUUGUGGGAAUUUGAUGAUCUAUAAACCGUCCCUAACGAGCGAUCGGCUCAUGUUUGAGCAUGAUCAAUCACUUCGUGCCGACCUGUUGCCAAUCCACUUUCCGGCCUCAUAUGAGAAUGGAAACCUGGAGCAUUUUAUCCAUCGGUGGAUGAAGAAUCGCGAACAUAAUAAUUUCUGGUUGACCAUGUUCCCAGAAAAAAGAUACUUUCGAGAAAGGACGAGCACGACUGAAGUGGCUAUACAUACAAAUCUAUUUACGGAUCUAUAUGCUUCGAUUGGAACUGGAAGUUCCAGAACAGGUGGCUGGUAUACCACAAUAAUCAAACUUCCUUUUCUUUUUUUUAUUCGGAUCGGAUUUCUGUUGGCUUCGUUGGGAGGCUCGCGUAGUUUGUUACGUCAGCUCCAAAAGGAUAAGUUGCGUUGGAAUUGAUAAAGUUCCGUGGAGUUCAUAAUUGCAUAAAAGGAGUCAAAGUAGUGGCUGCGGCGCGUUGAGGCACUUCUUCGACGGUCCCCGUACGCCCGGCCUGCCGGCCCGCUCUGAAGAAUUCAUGAUUUAUAUAUGUUUCAGGCCGGUGAGAGGGAGUGCGGAAUAAGGAUUGA
Molecule: messenger RNA, 1008 nt
Organism: Lycium barbarum (goji berry)
Lineage: Eukaryota; Viridiplantae; Streptophyta; Magnoliopsida; Solanales; Solanaceae
Product: cytochrome c biogenesis CcmF C-terminal-like mitochondrial protein
Exons: 1
Coding region: 212-838 (208 amino acids)
Biological process (GO): cytochrome complex assembly
Source: RefSeq, a predicted model, not a curated record